UGGAAGGUAUCAUCCGCCAUACUCCACCUCCCAAUAGUUUAGUUCUUCAUGUGAAGUUAUAGUACCCAUAAAAAUCCCGGAAAAAGCCCAUAAAAAUACCCCAACAACACACCGCUAAAAAGAUUGCCGAAUCACCAAAAGUGAAAUAGCAAAUUGAUAAAUCGGCCAAAUCAUCUACACGGCAUAGUGACUGAUCCCUAGAUCCCAUCACUUCCCAAUAAAUCGUUGUCAAGGUGCCGUGUGAUUUCCAAGAGAGAGGGGGUUUUUACGCGGAUUGUCGAGGGGGGCCAAAAGUGGGGAAAACUUUUAGAGCCCAAGAAUAGCCCAUCGAGCCCCAAAAGAAAAACGCUCUAGGAUAAAUAGAAUAAAACAAAGUGCAAAACGUUGUAAAAGGGGGAGGGGUUGUGCCGACGGGCAGAAGAGCCGACGAUAGAAUCAGAGUGCCAUCGGCUGCCCAACGGUGUCCACUUUUUUUUUUUUACAAUAAAACAGUGAAUAAAGCCCGAUAUUUCAAUAAUUAUCCAGCCAGUGCCUCAAACUCAUCCCAAAUCCACAGGCCAUCACAUCUGAAACACCGAGGAUUCGCCAGUAUUUUUCAUCAAAUCUAAUGUUCAUAAUUGUGAAUAUAUCCGAAUUUAUUUAACUGGUUAACUGGAGUUUACGGCGGAUGCCCCUCCCACUCAUUCCGACUAGACUAAAAAUUCACAGAGCAUUAGAAAAUUAAGUGAUCGGUGACAAUCAUCAUCGAUUCGGUUGGACCUGAAUUCUCAUAAUUGUCAGGAUUCGGUGUAAUAUUUGGAAUAUACUCCACGUUUUCACUCAUGUUCUCCCUGGCAAUGUGUUAUCCAUGCAAUUGGUGAAUUACGUGGUAACAGUUGGAUUUUGAAGUUUGAGUGAGUGGAGAAGGGGUGAUUUAUUAUUUUUGAGGAUAUUGGAGAUGUCCCUGGAGACACGCUCCAGCUCGGCCCUCUUCAAGAGGGCCGAACAGCUCAAACGUUGGGAACAGUCUGAGACUAAUAGCCAACCGGCCCAACCGAAACAAAUAGCACGAAAGAUCAAGUUCUCGGCCGACUGUGUCUUUUUGGCUGCUUGUGCUGCUGGUGAUAAGGACGAGGUCGUCAGACUUCUGCAGAAAGGUGCUGAUAUCAACACUGGAAAUGUCGAUGGCCUGACCGCUCUUCACCAGGCGUGUAUUGACGAUGACUUGGAUAUGGUGGAGUUUUUGGUGGAACAAGGUGCUGAUAUCAAUCGUGGUGAUAACGAGGGAUGGACGCCUUUACACGCCACUGCCUCCUGUGGAUUCAUAUCUAUUGCAAAGUACUUAAUUGAACAAGGCUGCAAUCUAGCAGCUGUGAAUAACGAUGGAGAGCUGGCGGUUGAUAUCGCCGAGAGCAACGAAAUGGAGGAUUUGCUCCAGCAGCACAUCAAUAAAGCAGGGAUCGAUUGCGAUCAGGCGAGAAGUGAAGAGGAGAGAUCGAUGCUGAGUGAUGCGAGAGCCUGGCGAUCUGGAGCACCAGGAAAAGAUGCCACCCAUCCACGCUCCGGUGCUACUGCGUUGCACGUUGCCGCUGCCAAGGGUUACAUAAAAGUUAUGAACAUACUUUUACAAGCGAGAUGCGAUGUCAAUGCACAGGAUUACGACGGCUGGACGCCACUCCACGGUGCAGCCCACUGGGGCCAAAUAGAGGCCUGCAAACUUCUCGUUGAAAAUUUUUGUGAUAUGGACAUGAAGAACUACGCGGGUCAAACAGCCUUCGAUAUUGCUGACAACGACAUUGUCAAGGCCCUCGAGGAGCUGCAGAAGAAGCAGCAGGGGAUGAUGAAGGAUCAGCCCCAGUUGAACAACAAGAAACAAUCGACGAUACCAAAGAAGAGAGUGUCUCCAACUAUUGAGAAUGCUGUCGUGUCCCAAGAGGGUAAUGACACGUUUGAGGAGGAGACACCGAAUAAGGUGAUAAAAGUUGAACUAGAAAUUCAGUCGGAUAAAGAGGAUACGAGUACAGGAACGAAUAGCGAUGUCGAAAGUGGAGAAGAGACUGAUAUUGAAGCGAGCGAAGUUGAGGGUGAAUCUGAGAGUAACUCAGAAACACAGACUUCCUCGGGUUCCAAUCGGUCUCAUCCUUCUGAUCAGUCAGUAGGUCUUACAGAUGAUGAAAAGAAAAAUAGAGCCAAUAAAGACGACACUGGAUCUCUCAGUCCAGUGUCACCUGCAGAAAUAUCCAAGGUUCCUAAUCAAGCUCCAAUAUUGCCACCAAAACAACAGACUGAAAAUGCAGAAGAGGGAAUUAUUCCGUCCUGGAGGCGCUCUGGUUCAUUUAGGAAUAGGAUUCAAGAGGCUGAAUCUACGAAUUCAUUAACAUCGAAAAUUGAAGACAAAGAAAAUUCAUCAACGAAGACACCGAUAAUCCCCAACAAAGUGAACCCCGAGCCAGAGGUCGUUCUUCGUCGGACUCACAGCUUCGAGAAAGAUGAAAAGUUCUAUGAGCAGUACCUGGCAUUGCAAGCUCGAAUCAUGGCAUCUUCCUGCCCUACACUCCACCGCUGUCAUCAAGCUACUCCUUACCACACCAACGCUACGACCACUCGUUCUGCGUCCUUGCGCGAAACUCACAGGAAAAAGGAGGUGAAGCUGAAUCUGGAGCUUUCUCGAGUCCCCCAGGAGAGCAAUGCGUCGUCUCCCACUUCUGUAUCAAAUAAAAUUUUGUCAUCACCAACACUGCCAACUGGUACGAGUUCAAGUACAACAUCCACUGCCUCAACGACUACCAGCACAGCCACCACCACCACCAGUCCAGUCCCAGCUAAUCAGAUCCGCAGCGUACAAUCGGUGGAAACAAGUUCAACAAACGUUUCACCUACUCGUAACACAGCGACAACAACUUCAGCGCCAAAUACACCGGCUGGAAGCAAACUCAGUCCUGGAAAUAUCUUCAAGAAUUUCUUCAAGUCAUUUGUGCCACCUGUUCGUGACGAGGAGAGUGAAACGCAGAGGAAAGCCCACGCAAAGAGAGUCCGUGAGACUCGACGAUCGACCCAGGGUGUCACUCUGGACGAGAUAAAAAGUGCAGAGCAAUUAGUAAAGAAGAAACAACAGCAGAGUAACGAUACGUCUCCAGUGUCUGCACCCCAGCCUGCAGCUUCAAUCGGUCAAACGGCCUCGAUCACAGCUACGAUAACAACAGCAACUCCUACGACUGUAACUCCAAACAAAUUACCUGAAGAGACUAACCUGCCUGAAAGACGACCCUCAUGGCGGUUGAGGGUAGAUAAUGGGAGCAAGUUUCAGUUGGAAGACGCCAACAAUAUAAAAUCAUCGGAUACGACAACAGCGUACAUACGAAGGCCUUCAGGUGGAACGGGAAUACCUAGACCCAGUUCAGCCCCAGUGGAAACAAUUACCACUGGUACAGCCGAUGCAACCGUUACCCUACCAUUGAGACGAUCCUUGAAAUCACCUGAGGACAAAGAACAAGACAAGGAGAAUGAUAGUAGAAAUGCUCAGGCAACACAGGCGGUUAUUCAGAGGCGAAGACGACCCAAAAGAAGAUCGACAGGUGUUGUUCACGUGGACAUGGAUGAGAUCGAUCCAGAGAAACAGGAUGGCUCGAGUGUGGGGGAGAGUGAGGAGGGGAAAAAUAAUCACACUGAGAGUGGAAAUGAACGUUCUGGACGAUCGAGUCGUCUCGGUUCAGUCACGUCUGUCUCUUCAGAGGUGCCGUCGACCCCCAGUAGGACAAAAUCAACAAAUUCGGAGAAUGGAGAGUUGGAUUAUAAAAAAUUGUGGGAGGAAUCGCAGGCGGAGAAUGAGCGAUUGAAGGACAAGCUGAGGAGAUCGGAUGAUCAGCUCAAGGAGACCAGGAGUUUGCUGGAGAAGGCCCAGAGUAAUCAAAACAAAGCUGCCUUAUCAGAGAUCGAAAAACGGGAGAGACGAGCCAUGGAGAGAAAAUUAUCUGAGAUGGAAGAGGAGCUCAAGAUGCUGGAGCAGUUGAAGUGCGAGAACCAGAGGCUAAAGGACGAGAACGGAGCUCUCAUAAGAGUUAUCAGUAAGCUUUCCAAAUAAACGAAUGAUUCAUUCUCUUUGGUGCAUCCAAAGAGGCCAAAUGAUAAAAUAAAGAUUUGUCGAAAGGCUGCAAAUGAAUAUUUGUCAAAUUGUAUUAUUUACUUUAUCCAUAUUA
Fopius arisanus is the source of this 4175-nucleotide messenger RNA. It is a transcript of the gene Mbs, whose product is annotated as Myosin binding subunit. Gene Ontology annotation, cellular component: cytoplasm. Bases 938 to 4060 code for a protein of 1040 amino acids. The record is from RefSeq and is a predicted model, not a curated record. The transcript is spliced from 20 exons. Lineage: Eukaryota; Metazoa; Arthropoda; Insecta; Hymenoptera; Braconidae. Gene Ontology annotation, molecular function: phosphatase regulator activity; protein kinase binding; enzyme inhibitor activity. Gene Ontology annotation, biological process: signal transduction.